UUGUAUAGAUGACACCGAAUAAAGCUUAGAGUGAUAUUCCACCUUCGGCUUUACGAUAUUAUAUUAUUGCCUUAAAAUGCAAGGUACAUGGGUACAUCCUGUGAAUGCCAACCGGUGGCUGUGUCAAUGCGGACCUCAGGCAGAGUCCUUCUUUGCGCUAUAAUAGAAUUAUCUUACUAUAAAUCAUAUUAUUCCUGUAGGGACUUUUGAAUUACAUACUCAUUUGGGCAGUCAUCUUUAUCUAUUUUAUUAAAUUAUCAUAAUUGUGUACAAUGUGCUGAGAUAUGAUAAGACUGAUACGUGUUUUAUGUUAAAUGGAAAUGGGAAAUCUCUCGCCGGUAGGCUACACGAGAGAUCUUUGCGGUAUAAUAAAAGUGGUUCAGGUGCGUCACUUUUUUUUACUGCAUAAAAAACGGCGAAGUGCGCCUUUUUUUGGAAGUCAUUUUAGUCAGAAAAGAAGAAGAAGAAAGCUCAGUAGUCGUUUGUGUCGAAGUGACUGGGUCAAGGUAGAACUGUGUUUUAACCUUGUUGAAGGACAGCUGUAUUUACUGACGUAUGUAAAUGAACAUAGGGGAGGUCCUUGGGCAAAAAACACACACUGAAUCAGUUUCACAUUGCAGCUCCGGAGUUCCUGCGUGGAAGGAAAAAACGAGACGUGGCGAAAUCUGCUCAGCAAACCAUGCAGGAUGAUUUACUGAUGGACAAAAACAAAGCCCAGCCUCACCAUCAGCAAGAUCCGACGCAAGUAGACCCUCCUCCCUCCACCCCGACCCCGUCAUCGGAGCCCACUUCUUCUUCAUCGGAGUCGGAGAGCCCGUCGACCGGGAGCAACCAAGCGGCUUCAGCGCUGAACGUCAGCAGCAAGGACAAAGUGCCGAUGGAGUCGCCGAUCCUGCCCGGGUUGAGCUUCCACCACCAGCCGCAGGAGACCGGCGGCCCCCUUUCCUCCCCUUCCUCCUCGUUUGGGAGCACUUGGUCCACGGGAACCACAAACGCCGUGGACGAUAGCUUUUUCCAGGGAAUACCCUCGGUGAACGGGACGAUGCUUUUCCAAAACUUCCCCCACCACGUCAACCCGGUCUUCGGGGGUAAUUUCUCUCCGCAGAUCGGCCUGGCUCCCCAGUCCCAGCAGCAUCAACAGCAAGCCCAGCAGCAGCAGCAGCAGCAACAACCCCAGCAGAGGAGAUCCCCUGUCAGCCCCAGCCAAGGCCCCUUCCCCCAGAGAAACGCUUAUCAGACCAUCAUGAAUAACAGCAAGGGGUCGUCUUCUUCUGCCUCAUCGUCCGCUUGGAAUAAUCACCAAAACGCCGCUUGGAGCACAGCCUCCAACCCCUGGAGCGGACUGCAGGCAGGCAGGGACCCGCGGAGAGCGGUGGGCGUCGGGGUAGGGGUCGGGGUCGGAGUCGGAGUCGGGGUCCCGUCACCCCUGAACCCUAUCUCCCCCAUGAAAAAGCCCUAUACCAGCAAUGUUAUAGCACCCCCCAAAUUCCCAAGACCUGGUCCCCUCACCCCCAAGCCGUGGAUGGAGGACAGCGCCUUCAGGACUGACAACAGCAACAACAUACUGCCUUUCCAGGACCGGAAUCGGCCCUUUGAUGCAUUUAGCUUGCACUCUUUGGAGAAUUCCUUAAUGGAUAUGAUAAGGACUGACCAUGACAAAGGUAAACCACACCCUGCCGGUGGCCCACCAAUGACUAUCGCUGAUAUUAUAUGGAGGAAUCAUUUUGCAGGACGUAUGGGCCUCAACUUUCAUCAUCCGGGAGCAGACCACAUAAUGCCAUUGAAUAGUCGUUCCUGUCUUUUUCCCUUUGAAGAUGGUUUCCUCGACGACGGCCACGGUGACCCCUCCUUGACCCCAGGCCUGAACUCGCCAACCCGCUGUCAGAACGGAGAGAGGAUGGAGCGCUACUCCAGGAAAGUCUUCGUCGGAGGCCUUCCUCCUGACAUAGAUGAAGAUGAAAUCACCAACAGUUUCCGUCGCUAUGGGCACCUGGUGGUAGACUGGCCCCACAAAGCUGAGAGCAAAUCCUACUUCCCACCUAAAGGCUAUGCCUUCCUGCUGUUCCAGGAAGAGAGCUCCGUUCAGGCUCUGAUUGACGCCUGCAUCGAGGAGGAUGGCAAGCUCUACCUGUGUGUAUCCAGUCCUACCAUCAAAGACAAACCGGUCCAGAUCCGUCCCUGGAACCUGAGCGACAGUGACUUUGUCAUGGAUGGCUCCCAGCCUCUGGAUCCCCGCAAGACCAUCUUUGUAGGGGGAGUGCCGCGGCCCCUGCGUGCAGUGGAGCUGGCUAUGAUCAUGGACCGGCUGUACGGAGGUGUUUGCUACGCCGGCAUUGACACCGACCCAGAGCUCAAAUACCCAAAGGGAGCCGGCCGCGUGGCCUUCUCCAAUCAGCAGAGCUACAUCGCUGCCAUCAGCGCUCGCUUCGUUCAGCUGCAGCACAAUGACAUCGACAAAAGGGUGGAAGUGAAGCCGUACGUCCUGGACGACCAGAUGUGCGAUGAGUGCCAGGGAGCACGCUGUGGGGGGAAGUUCGCCCCCUUCUUCUGUGCCAACGUCACCUGCCUGCAGUACUACUGUGAGUACUGCUGGGCUAGCAUCCACUCGCGAGCCGGCCGAGAGUUUCACAAGCCACUGGUGAAGGAAGGGGGCGACCGCCCUCGACACGUGUCCUUCCGCUGGAGCUGAGGGGGGUCACGAGUCAGCCCUGCCCCGGUGAACCCACACCUGACCCCCCCCCUAAAAACCUUCCGCACCCCUGCUCUCCUACCUACAGCCCGGGACAGCGCUGCGACCCCUCCCCUCCCCCUCUCCACAGCCCUGCCUACUCCACCCUGCUCCCCACAAACACCUCAUGGAAAAAAAAGCAAAAAGGAUACCAUCAAACACACGGGACUUUCUUCAUUACCACAUGGCUCUGAACUCAUUGUCUAGUGUUCCCCUCUGGUGAAGCAUUGUGGGGAAAUGAAAUGCGAAAGUCUAUCAGCUUAGAAUUUGCACUUUGGCACAAAAUCUCACUAAACACAUACACACACACACACACACAGGAUGGUAUGUUAGACACCUGGCUACUUUCAGUUCCCCGCUCUGUUGACUGGGUGGUGUGGUACGUCCUGUUGGACGCCCCCUUACUGAGACAGAGGUGGGACCAUACAUAUAUUUUAAAAAAGUAUAUAUUUUUUGUUUUGUACCUAUCUAUACAUAUAUAGAUAAUUUAAAUUUUAUGUAAAAGGAGCAUGCACUUAUUUUCAAAAGCUGUAGUUAUAUUGCCCCUAGUAAAAAAUAAUAAUUACCAAAGGCAAAUGAAAUUAAUGCAUAGAGAAAAGCAAAAUAGGUGGCAUAAGAUGUAGCAAGAUUUAACAACUAUCCCGUAGUGUGGGCUUCUGUCGCCCGGAGAAAAAAACAUAACACGGCUAUAUUCGUUCUCAAUUUUGACUCUGAAAAUAUUAAUACCUCAUUAUGCGCAAUCAGAUUAGUUUGCUUUCGAUUUCUAGGUCUUUAUUUUUAUAAUAACAUUAUUUUUUAGUGUUAUGUAAAUGUAAUGCUGCAAUAGCUUUGCUGCUAAAUCCAUGGUAUAAACAGAUACCAUAUGUACUUUAUUCAGGCUAGGGUGUAAAAUAAUGAAUAACAGAUCUAGAGAAGCACCUGGUGUUUUAGGACGAUGAGCUAUCAUAGGGGGACGGGGCGCCCCUAGACAACGAUGGCUACCUUUGUGGGGGUCGGGGUGGGUCGCCCCUAACUGCAUGUUUAUUUCAAUCAGGUUGCUGCAUGCAAUACACUUUUUCAGUAUCAUGUCUACUAUUCGAUUCUGCCCAUGUUUGCACAAUACACUAUAGACGUACGUUCGACUCGCACGAAACUGGACAGAAACAGGGAAGACUGGUCAAAGGAAUCAUGGCGGCUGUGCGGCGCCGGUCAGGCUGACGGGCCUCGCCACAGGGCGGCCGGAAAAGAUGGUUCCUGCACAAACAGGCGGUGAACACAUCCAGACAACGGGGGGGAAAAAAACAACAACAACAAAAAAAACAAUCUUAAUAAUCACAAAUCAAAUUAAAUGUAGGAUUACCAUUUAAAACUGUCUAUGAUAGGUGAAGUACUUUUUUGCAGUGAUUGUUGAUAUAAUUGUGCAAUUUUUUAUACCGUAUGUAGUUAGGUCUGAGUAUGCCUAGAACUGUGAUUCGCUUUAACUGUCGUCAAUGUCCGACAUAGAAGUCCUGUGAAACUUCAUAACUAGUGUAUGCACACGUAUAUUUGUUCUCUUGUAACACACACUUGCACCAGUACACACACAGAAGCCUCUCGACACACAUGAAAACAUACAGACACACACACAGACGGCUGUCUUUCGUACGCACACAAACAGGCCUACAAACACCGAGUCUGAUCCGAAGAGAAGACGCAACAAUGUGAGCUUAAACUGAGAACUGAGGUCUCUUUUUUUCUUCUUCUUUUUGUUUGAUUGUUUGUUUAUUUGUUUGUUCCACCGUUGACAAAAGCGCACGUUUACGUCCCAGAAUGCAACCAAAGAGCUCACAUGUUCGACUUUUAACAGACCGCCUGACACGCAGAGCGAACAGCCACCCGCCGAGGAGGCUGCCCUGCUCGCACGGCCUCCCGCAGAGGAGCUGAAGGUGCAGUGGUGCAGUCGAUUAGAUGAGGAAAGAGGGCAGUUGCGAAAAAGAACCUGGGGGGAGGGGGGCGGCGGGGUGGGUGAGGGUGGGGGUCUAAAAUGAAACUUUGAAGCUACUGGAGACUUGAGGUUGAUAAACUGAGCUUUGCACAUGCUCUCACUACAUGACUGGGGCCGGGAGUGGGCGGGGGGUGGGGGUUGGGGGGGGGGGGUAACAUUGCCAGAAUGUGCAGAUGUGCAGGCUGGGGGUUACCAUAUUUAUCCAGAUGUUUUGUUUUGUUUCCUGCAAAGCUUGAAGUAAUGGACCUGCUUAAAAAAUGGUGGACAUUUAUAUAUUUUUCUGUUUUCAGCAAAAGGUUAUGGGGUGCAGUUCAAACAGGAUUUGGGGGGGGGUCGGGUAUUGGAUGAAUAAAAACUUAAGCAUUGGUUGCUGAGGACAGGGCGGCUCUGGCCUGGGUGUGGGUGUGGGUGGGGUGGGUGGGGCAAGUUACACUGGUUUUAGCAGUUUUGUGGACAAUCUGAAUGGGAUCUACAUCAUUGCAAGUUAAUCUGUGUUGUACCCCCCCCCCCCCCCCAUGUUUUUUUUUUUUUUUUUUUUUUUUUUGGUCCGUGAGUUGUGAUUGUCCCGUGCUGGCGCCCCGCAGUCCCUCUCCCCUUUCUCGUUUUAGUCGCAAACUGUUCUUUGCUUUAGGAUAGAUGUUUUUGUUUGUUUGUUGUCCAAGGAAAAAAAAAAGAAAAACUAAUUGAGACUAAGCAGAAGAUACUUUUUUUACUGAUAGAAAAAAAAAAGACUUUAAAAUAAGAGGCUAACCAUGAGUAAUAAUACGUAUCCCUAUGAAAGUGAAUUCUGGGUGUUUUUGUGACAUUUCUUUCCCCACCCAGACAGGUUUUCUAUGUUUGUUCCUUCUCUAUGAUAGAUAUUUGUUAUGCACUACUCUUUGUAUCUGAACAGUUUUCGACAGUCAGCAGUUCUUUUUGUUAAAAGACAAAAAAAAGACGAUAAAGCGUGCUUUCUGACUGACAAGAUCUUUUGCAAUACCUCAAUUUUGAAAUAUAUUAGGAGAGAAACUGAUAUUUUCUAAGUAAGUUUAUUCAGAUGAAAAAAUAUAUAUUAAUUUAAUUCUUCAAGAGAAAUGAUUUAACAGAUGGUUGAUUUUUCUUUUUUUUAUUUUUAUCAUGCUUAUUUGCUUUUAUUUUAAGAAUUUAUUUUUUUUGAAAAAGACAACAACUGAAGGAGCUAGAGCUUUAUAACUAAUAUAAUGAUGUAGUUAGUGAGAGUACAGUCUACUUUAUUACAGCGGAGGUGAGGGUGAGUGUCCCAUUGGUCAAAUUGGACGAAACAGAGAAGAGCUCUUUAGAAAAAAACAAAAAACAAAUAUCAGGUGCUCAGAGAGAAAACUGAACAUGUUUCCCACACGUUUUUUGUAUAUUUAUAAUCAAUCAUUUACUAUGCUGACCAGAGUUGUGAAAGAGAUCUUCUGUUCAUUAUUUUUUUAAGAGAAGUUUUUUAUGUUUCCUAAAAGUAUGUGCUCCCUUUUGUUUUGUAAAAAAAAAAAGAAAAAAAAAGCAACGUGACCCUGAGUUGUUGGCCUGACUUUGUUGGGAGGAAAACAGAAAGAGACUUGUGAGAGUCGCUGAACAGCUGGAGGUAGAGAGAAAAGAAUGUUAUUUUUAACACAAAACAGACACAAGUGUUUUCACCUGUAACUUGAUCGAAAGCCCCCAAGGUGCAUCAAUUGACUGGUGGCCUUCUAUUCACGCAAGACUUGAAUUAGUCCCAUUUUUUAAGGCUAAGAACCUUGACUCUUUGUUGUAAUGUGCAAUACUGUUUGUACUGUUUGUAGAAAAGAAGAAAACAAGAAAAAGAGGCAUAAAUCUUUAUUGCAGAAUUAUUUUCAUUGCAAGCAUUGUGAUUCACUAAAAUCAUUUUCUACUGUGUAUUUACCUACUCUACCUGCUAGUACCUUCCAGUAGUAAUGUAGCCUUUGUACUGAGAAAUUUUCAUUAUUUUUAGAAAGUUUUGCUAAAAAAGAAAAGAAUUUAAACAUAUUUACAUAUUUUCAUUUUUUUUUGUUUCAUAUUUUUUCUUUACAGACUUAUUUCUCAACCAUUAAUAGUUAUUUCUGGGGGAGACUUUCAUAUCUGGUCAAUGUCAUUAAUAUUAUUUUGUAUUUUUACUUGGAAUAAAUUAAUUUUAUGAUGCUAAUUCCUUAAAAGUUUAUUUUUUUCGUUUGUUCACUUUUUCUUUUUUUUUUUUUGAAGCUGAAAAAAACAACUUUGUAAUAUUGUUACUAAAGUGUCUCAAUUCUUGAAAUGCUAAGCUUUAUGUGUUAACUCGCUGAUGUUUGCUUACAUUAGUGUGACAAUGAUCUACAGAGAAAAAAAAAAGAAAAAAUUACUACUCACAAACAACAGGCUGGUGGUUGGUGAUGUUUAAGUGAUUCGCGAUGUAAACAAAUGAAUGGGCAAUAAAAUAAAAAUGGCAGAA
Messenger RNA from Toxotes jaculatrix (banded archerfish), 7119 nucleotides. RefSeq names its product cytoplasmic polyadenylation element binding protein 3 (gene cpeb3). Gene Ontology annotation, cellular component: synapse; neuron projection; nucleus. NCBI's taxonomy places the organism in Eukaryota, Metazoa, Chordata, Actinopteri, Toxotidae. The record is from RefSeq and is a predicted model, not a curated record. Gene Ontology annotation, molecular function: mRNA regulatory element binding translation repressor activity; mRNA 3'-UTR binding; ribosome binding. Bases 680 to 2689 code for a protein of 669 amino acids. The transcript has 10 exons. Gene Ontology annotation, biological process: negative regulation of cytoplasmic translation.